Capra hircus (goat) is the source of this 9167-nucleotide messenger RNA. It is a transcript of the gene PRDM2, whose product is annotated as PR/SET domain 2. Gene Ontology annotation, cellular component: nucleus. The transcript has 9 exons. Lineage: Eukaryota; Metazoa; Chordata; Mammalia; Artiodactyla; Bovidae. Gene Ontology annotation, biological process: regulation of transcription by RNA polymerase II. Bases 122 to 5134 code for a protein of 1670 amino acids. The record is from RefSeq and is a predicted model, not a curated record. Gene Ontology annotation, molecular function: DNA-binding transcription factor activity, RNA polymerase II-specific; RNA polymerase II transcription regulatory region sequence-specific DNA binding; protein binding.
GGUUCGGGCGGCGGCUCUCGGCGCUCUGAGGCGCGGGGCGCGGUGGGCGCAGCCAGGGCUCAUGUAAUCAAAGAAGUUUCUUUGUUGUGUGUAUCUUUUCAGAGCACAACAGGAAUUGAAAAUGAAUCAGAACGCAGCUGAGCCUGUGGCAACCACGGAGACCCUGGCCGAGGUACCUGAACAUGUGCUUCGAGGACUUCCGGAAGAAGUGAGGCUUUUCCCAUCUGCUGUUGACAAAACUCGGAUUGGUGUCUGGGCCACUAAACCAAUUUUAAAAGGCAAAAAGUUUGGGCCAUUUGUCGGUGACAAGAAAAAAAGAUCUCAGGUUAAGAAUAAUGUAUACAUGUGGGAGGUCUAUUACCCAAAUUUGGGAUGGAUGUGCAUUGAUGCCACCGAUCCAGAGAAGGGGAACUGGCUGCGCUAUGUGAAUUGGGCUUGCUCAGGAGAAGAGCAAAAUUUAUUUCCACUGGAAAUCAACAGGGCCAUUUACUAUAAAACUUUAAAGCCAAUCGCGCCGGGCGAGGAGCUCCUGGUCUGGUACAAUGGGGAAGACAACCCCGAGAUAGCAGCUGCGAUUGAGGAAGAGCGAGCCAGCGCCCGGAGCAAGCGGAGCUCCCCGAAAAGCAGGAAAGGGAAGAAAAAAUCCCAAGAAAGUAAAAACAAAGCAAACAAAACCGAAGACGUACAGCUGAAGACAAGUGAGCCAGAUCCCAGCCCUGCAAAUAUGAGAGAUUCUGCGGAAGGCCCCAAAGACGAAGACGAGAAGCCUUCCGCUUCCGCCACUGAGCAACCAGCCGUCCCUCAGGAGAUCGUGAGCCAGGAUGUGCCUCCGGAGUUCGCCCUCCCUCCCCCUGCCCACGAGCCCCAGACAGGACCAGACGCAGAGCAGGAAGCAGCGCUCUGUGAGGCGAAUGAGGUGGUGGAGGAGGAGGAGGAGGAGGAAGAGGAGGAGCUGGAAGAAGAUGGGGACGAAGCAGCUGAUGUGCCAAAUCAAAGUUCCCUGAGAGAGCCGGAGAUCCGGUGUGAUGAGAAGCCCGAGGAUUUGUUAGAAGAACCAAAAACUGUUUCAAAGGAAACUCUUGAAGACUCUGCGGAGGCAGCCCCUGUUGUGAAAACUCCCAGAGCCAGAGAAGAGGCCAACGGGGACGUGUUUGAAACGUUUCUGUUCCCAUGUCAGCACUGCGAGAGGAAGUUCACGACCAAGCAGGGGCUGGAGCGGCACACACACAUCCACAUGUCCACGGCCAGCCACGCCUUCAAGUGCAAGUACUGCGGGAAGGCCUUCGGCACACAGAUCAACCGGCGGCGCCACGAGCGGCGCCACGAGGCCGGGCUGAAGCGAAAGCUCGAGGACCCGGCCGGCAGCAAGGCGCCCAGCGACGAUGCUCCUCCCCAGGACGACACACAGCCCCCCGGUCUUGGGCACGAUGGCCUGACCUUGAGUUCAGAGAAGGUGUCCCAGGACUCAGUGACUCCUUCCGUCGUAGAAGAGAAUGGCGAAGCUAAAGAGCUUCACCCGUGCAAGUACUGUAAGAAGGUUUUCGGCACUCACACGAAUAUGAGACGGCAUCAGCGCAGAGUUCACGAGCGGCACCUGAUUCCCAAGGGGGUGCGGCGGAAAGGGGGCCUCCUGGAAGAGCCACAGCCCCCAGCAGAGCAGGCCCCUCCCGCCCCAAGUAUCUAUGUCCCCAGCACAGACCCAGAGGAGGAAGGGGAGGCGGACGAUGUGUACAUCAUGGAUAUUUCCAGCAAUAUCUCUGAGAACCUAAAUUACUACAUUGAUGGUAAAAUUCAGACCAGCAGCAGCACCAGUAACUGUGACGUUAUUGAGAUGGAAUCCAAUUCGGCAGACUUGUACGGAAUAAACUGUCUGCUCACUCCAGUCACAGUGGAAAUCACUCAGAACAUAAAGACCACGCAGGUCCCUAUAACCGAUGAUCUCCCUAAAGAGCCUUCCAGCAGCACAAACAGCGAGUCCAAGAAACGGAGGACUGCUAGUCCGCCCGUGUUACCCAAAAUUAAAGCCGAGACUGAGUCUGAUCCUGCCACACCUUCGUGUUCCUUGAGUCUGCCUCUCAGCAUAUCAACCACAGAGGCGGUGUCUUUCCACAAAGAGAAAAGCGUGUAUUUGUCAUCAAAGCUCAAACAGCUUCUUCAGACCCAGGAUAAAUUAACGCCUCCUGCAGGGAUUUCAGCCGCUGAGAUACCCAAGUUAGGCCCUGUCUGCGUGUCCGCUCCUGCGUCGAUGCUACCUGUGACUUCUAGCAGGUUUAAGAGGCGAACCAGCUCUCCCCCCAGCUCUCCCCAGCACAGCCCUGCCCUGCGAGACUUUGGAAAACCAGGAGAUGGGAAAGCCAUGUGGACUGAGGCAGUUCUAAGCUCCAAAAAACCCAAAUUAGAGAGUCACAGCAACUCACCAGCAUGGAGUUUGUCUGGGAGAGAUGAGAGAGAAACUGGGAGCCCGCCGGGCUUUGAUGAAUAUAAGGUGUCUAACGAAUGGGCAGCUAGCUCUGCUUUUAGCAGUGUGUGCAACCAGCAGCCACUGGAUUUGUCCAGUGGUGUGAAACAGAAGGCUGAGGGGCCAGGCAAGGCUCCGGUCCAGUGGGAAGCUGUGUUAGAUCUCAGUGUGCAUAAAAAGCCCUGUGGUGACUCUGAAGGCAAGGAAUUCAAAGAAAACCAUGUGCUGCAGCCAUCCUGCAGUGCUGUGAAGAAAAGGAAACCCACCACCUGCAUGCUGCAGAAGGUCCUUCUCAACGAAUACAACGGCGUCGACCUCCCUGUGGAAAACGCUCCAGAGGCAUCCGGAAGCGCCAGUCCCUGUAAACCUCUAGAUCCUCAGCCAGACCCUGACCUUGGUCUCAACUCCAGCUCGUCUGCCACUGUUGUCGAGGCUCCUCCUGACGUUUCCUCAUCGUCACCUGCCCUGCAACCACCUUCCCUCUCUUGCGGGCGGCUGCCGCCUCUCUUGACCCCCACGACCCCCUCCUCUCCUCCGCCCUGUCCCCCCGUGUUAACGGUUGCCACUCCGCCCCCUCCGCUGCUUCCUACUGUCGUUCUUCCAGCCCCCUCUGCUGGGGCGUCCCCCCACCCGUGUCCCUCCCCACUCUCGAAUGCCACCGCACAGUCCCCACUUCCAAUUCUCUCCCCGACGGUGUCCCCCUCGCCGUCCCCCAUUCCCUCCGUGGAGCCUGUUAUGUCUGGUGCUUCACCGGGGCCUCCAACACUCUCCUCAUCUUCCUCCUCUUCUUCCUCCUCUUCCUUCUCAUCUUCCUCCUCCUCCUCUUCCCCUUCACCGCCUCCUCUCUCAGCAGUGUCAUCCGUGGUUUCCUCUGGGGAUAAUCUGGAAACCUCUCUCCCCAUGAUAUCUUUUAAGCAGGAGGAACUAGAGAGUGAAGACCUGAAAGCCAGGGAGGAAGCCCCAUCCGCCACUGAGCAGGAGAUCGUCCAGGAGACAUUCAACAGGAACUUUGUCUGCAACGUCUGUGAAUCACCUUUUCUUUCCAUUAAGGAUCUAACCAAACAUUUAUCCAUUCACGCUGAGGAAUGGCCCUUCAAAUGUGAAUUUUGUGUGCAGCUCUUCAAGGUGAAAACUGAUCUGUCAGAACACCGCUUCAUGCUUCACGGCGUUGGGAAUAUCUUCGUGUGCUCAGUUUGUAAAAAGGAGUUUGCGUUCUUGUGCAAUCUGCAGCAGCACCAGCGAGAUCUCCACCCGGAUACGGUGUGCACGCACCACGAGUUUGAAAGCGGCACCCUGAGGCCCCAGAACUUUACGGAUCCCAGCAAGGCCCAUGUUGAGCACAUGCAGAGUUUGCCAGAAGACCCUCUAGAAGCGUCUAAAGAAGAGGAGGAGUUGAACGAUUCUUCCGAAGAGCUUUACACGACCAUCAAAAUAAUGGCUUCCGGAAUGAAAACAAAGGAUCCAGAUGUUCGAUUGGGUCUCAACCAACAUUACCCAAGCUUUAAACCACCCCCGUUUCAGUACCAUCACCGCAGCCCCCUGGGCAUUGGUGUGACGGCCACAAACUUCACUACGCACAACAUCCCACAGACAUUUACCACCGCCAUCCGCUGCACCAAGUGCGGGAAAGGCGUGGACAACAUGCCUGAACUGCACAAACACAUCCUGGCAUGUGCCUCUGCGAGUGACAAGAAGAGGUAUACCCCCAAGAAAAACCCGGUCCCACUGAAGCAGACUGUGCAACCCAAAAAUGGCGUGGUGGUUCUGGACAACUCUGGGAAAAACGCCUUCAGACGAAUGGGCCAGCCCAAAAGACUGAACUUUAGUGUGGAGCUCAGCAAAAUGUCCUCGAAUAAGCUCAAGUUAAACGCGUUGAAGAAAAAGAACCAGCUCGUCCAGAAAGCAAUCCUACAGAAAAACAAGUCUGCAAAGCAAAAGGCUGACCUAAAAACCACUCCUGAGUCGUCCUCGCACGUCUGCCCAUACUGCCACAGAGAGUUCACGUACAUCGGGAGCCUGAACAAGCAUGCUGCUUUCAGCUGUCCCAAAAAACCUCUUUCUCCUUCCAAAAAAAAACUUUCCCACUCUUCCAAGAAAGGGGGGCACCAGUCACCUGCCGGGAGUGACAGAAACAACAGCAGCAGCCACCGCAGACGGACAGCAGACGCCGAGAUCAAAAUGCAGAGCAUGCAGGCACCUCUGGGCAAGACCAGAGCUCGCAGCUCGGGCCCCUCACAGGUCCCACCACCCGCCUCGUCCUUCAGGUCCAAGCAGAACGUUAAAUUCGCCGCUUCGGUCAAGUCCAAAAAACCAAGCUCCUCUUUAAGGAACUCGAGCCCCAUACGAAUGGCCAAAAUGACUCACAGCGAGAGCAAGAAGCCCAAAGCUGCAGCCAAGAACCAUGCAGCUCCCCUCUCAGGCAAGACGUCGAGGAGCCUGCACGUGCGGGCGCAGAAAAGCAGAGCCGUCUUACAGAGCAAGUCGGCCUUGGCCAGUAAGAAACGGACAGACAGGUUCAGUGUAAAAUCCAGAGAACGGAGUGGGGGGCCGAUCACCCGAAGCCUGCAGCUGGCGGCUUCUGCCGACCCCAGUGAGAACAGGAAGGAGGACGGGAGUGGCAAGCAGGAGCUGAAGGACCUCAGGGCAGGAGUUAAGUUUGUUGCAUUGACUUCUUAAACUUUCUAAGUUACUUCACCUGUGAGUGGAGUGUACUUUUGGUAUUCCUGCUGCUUCCUGCAUAAGGCCUGCAGGUCCAUCUCCGGUGAAAUUCUUCAUCAUCAGCUAGAAUUUCUGUGAAGUGUUGAGAAAUCCUGUCCUUUCAGAGUGAGCUGCGUGACUCUAGGCUGUUGGCUGUAACUUUGUGUCUCAGAAUCCUUUGGUAUUUUAAGCGAACAGAAGCAAAGUUAACUGUAGGUGGGGGGAGGUGGUCGGAGGAUGACUGCUGUCUGGAGAGGUCACAAGGGGUUCAGAGAUGCUGUUACCACCACACAGUCGAUGAGGCAGAGUUCUUGGUGCUGGUGCCGUAAGUGAUGGCUGAAGAUGGAGAGAAGGAUCAUUAGCGGAGGGCAGACUGGAAUGAUGGACUGUAGGAAUAAAGGAUCAGAUUUUUUUUGUUAAGCUUCUUCAUAAUAGAUCCUGUAGCUCUCACUCAGCAUCUGGUGUCUGACUCUGGCAUGUGCGUAUACAGCAUCUUGGAGCUUAGUUAGUCCCGGCGAAAGUAAACACCUGUUGAUCAGCUGUCCACACUGCCUGCCGGUAGCAGCUUCACUGUGUACCUCCUGUACUCAGUCUGUGUUCUGGAAGUUCAACAACAACAGGACAUUCUUGAGCUGUGCUUUCCAAGGUUAAAGAACCCCAAACAUGCUGUCAUUUUCUCAGACUGUACUAAAAAACGUUUCCCAAGUGGCUGAUGCUUUAGAAUGUACUCUGUAUUCCUCUUUGUCUCCAAUAGUAUCUGAAAGAAUCACUUAUUUUGUAUUGGAUCCCAUUUAUACAGUUCAAAGGUAAAAUUGAUAUGGAAAAAUUAAUAUUGUGUAAAGGAAACCUGAGUGAGGUUCAUCCAGUGGUUUUGAAGGACCCUUAAAGACUGCAGAGGACCGAAGUGCCUAAUAAAAUUGUGUCUCUGUUCUUUGCUCUAGUUAGUUUUAAUUAUUUUGCUUUGUUUGUGAGUUAACAUGACUGGCAUGAAAUCUGACCUAAAAGGAAACAAGAAUCAGAUAAGAGUGGGUUAAUUGUUCUGGCUGUGUAUGGUGGCUGCGGGCUCCCGUGAAAGUGGCCGCAGCUUGUGUGAGACACAGGAGCUGCGCUGCGGACACACCUGAAGGACACGUGUCUUCCACAGGGGCCACUUAUGAGCGAUCGUAAAGUGUUUGGGGAACUACACAAUGACCAUUCAGUGGGACACCAUAUUUUGAUUGUCUGGGCAGAAGAGGGGGUGUUUCUUUCGAGAGGAGUGGUCGUCUCGAUGCCUUGUGGUGAAGUUGGUGUAACGCCGGGGCACUCGGCACAGGCCUGAAAGAUGUAAUGGUCCCUCUGUGCCAGCCCCGGGCUCCUAGCAGAGCCUCUCCUCCGUUCAUGCUUGUUGCCCUACACUGGCAGGGAGUUUACUAGACGUCUUUCCUUUUCAGUGUAUUUCUACUUUGAAAUUUUAUUCAGGGGGGAUUUUGUGUUGCAAGUUUGGAAAUACCCGCUUUCAUUCUGUUUUCAGUGUUUCUGCUGUGCUCUCCCCAUUGCACAUUCAAGGACUUACCCGGAACUGGCAGCACACCCUUUUCCUGUGUGUUUCUUCAUAACUGUGAUUAAGGGCUGGUCCUCAAUGCACAGGCUUUUUACAUUCAAAUACCAGUUUAGAAUUCCACAGAUUUUCAAGUAUACACUUGCAGUCAGCCGUGAGAACGACGUCAGUUUUCCAUCGCACACUGAGGGCUCAGCAGAAUUUGCCGUUCAGUCAUUUCCUGGAGCACAAGCCAUUGUGCCAUUCAGGGUGUGAAAGAGGCAUGUGCUCCAAAUCCUUUUCUUAGGACAAAGCUGCAGAGGCAUACUGCUCUCUAGAUUCUCCUGUUACAGCUCUUAAUCCAGCAAACCCUUUAUUGGGCUCACCUUCACUGGUCGGGACAACCCACUGGUGGCUUGUCAGUGGAACCGCAUUUAGAGCUAUUGCUGAGAGCUCAUUUCCCCAGGCUGUAAGACAAAAAAAGACAAGGAAAGAGGUAUAUUUUCUGCUCCCUUCUUACCCAUCUUUAGUCUUUGUGAGUCCCAAGGCAUUUUUACACUCUCAGUACUGCUUUUAGAGCAACUUUUUUUUUUUUAAUACUGUAUUCCCAUUGCAGCCAGUUAAGGACAUGUAAAUAAGUGAUGGAGAAGUAAAAUAAAAUUCUAGACCAAGUUUUUCCAUUUACCAUGAAAGUGAUUAAAAGAGGAAAACGGUGCUGAUUUCUCACAUCCCAUCUCUGCCACGCCACUCCAGGGAGAGCGUCUGUGCCCCUCCCAGCACAUCCCUGCAGACCUCCCUAGUCGUCCUGUUGCUGUCUUCACAUUUGUCCCACGGUCUCCCUGCCUUUUCUUAAUCUUGGUCAGUUCAUAGAAGGUUGUGUCGUGUCAUUUAUCUUCAGUUUUCUUAUUUUCUAGGAACUUCUUGUAGAAAAGUCCCCCCAAACAGAACAAACCUUAAUAAUUGACUAAAUACCUUGCAUGCUCAACUUAGGAUAAGCACUACGGCAAAGGAUGCAAAAUCUACCAAGCUUCUGAGACCAGUUGAAGCUGACUCAAAAAUCCUAACACACAGCUGAUUGCCAGUGGGCUUCUGGUUACCGUGGGUAGAAUCAGGCAUGCACUCCUUCGCUGGAACCCAACCCGCAGGUGGGCUCACAGAUGUUUGAGAUGCACAGCGGAGGGCGCUGUGAGACGGGCUGGCUGACCCAGCUCCUGGUCCCCGGGACUGGUGACUCAGACCUGAGUGUGGCCCUGGUUUUUGUCACAUAGCAGAGAAAGGAACGAUUUGAACCUGACCUUGCAAAGCAAGUUCUCUGUUUGAUCAGGAGUCGAGUGUAGAUUUCAGGGGUGGCAGAUUGGAUGCACUCGUCUCAUAAUGUUCUGGUCACACACACCAGCUCUUGAUGCCUUUCCUUUGAGUGAAUUGUAGACAGAGGCAUUGAGCUUCUUUCUUAGCCUGUCUCCGUGUUUGUUUGUUGUUUUUUAAUCACAAGCCGAUUGCCAGCAUAAUGGAGAGGAAACCAGAUUGAGUAUGGACUCUUUUCUAUGCCUCUUCCAGUGUCAUGUUUGUAUAUCCAAAUGGACAUGAUCCUCUCAGAUUAUUAUCUGGCACUAAUUUAUAACUGUUAUAUUGUUGGAAAUGGUAGCUGUAUGUCAGUGUGCAGGAUACAUCGCAGGCUUGUGCAGAUGUCUGUCUACACGUAAGUGUAAAUGAAUUUACAUAUCAGGUUUUACACUUCAGUCUCUAAUAAGAGAUUUAAAAAGCCCAACAAAUUGGCCUGUUUCUGAGUGUAUAGGUAUCAUUUCUCCAUGAAUUAUCUGCCUUCCCCCGAUUAAUGAUUGAGUUGGUGGAAAAUGGCUAGGUUUUAUUCAUGUUUUUUUUGUUGUUCUCAACUUUAAAAGUAAUCUACCUCUUAAAAUUUGUAGUUUAAUACUUGUUUGGUGAAUUUGUGCCACUUUAACCCUUUCACUAUCAUUCCCAUUUUGUUACAUUUCUGUUAUGGGGACUUUAUGUUGAAAUAUUGUAUAAAGCAUUUGUAGCAGUUUAAAAAUAAAAUAUUUAAAAUUAUUUAAAUUGUUUUGGACGCUUCAAUUGUAUUAUAUGUGAUUUACAUUUUACAUUUUUGUUUGAGUUGUUAAUCUGGAGAGUGUUCUUGUAUUGAAGUUUGCUGUUAGUAAUUUUAUUCUUGUUGGAGAGUGAUAUAAAAGACUAUUCUAAAGAAAACAUUAAAAUUUACAAAGUGACAUACAAAAGGGGUUGUCCUUUGAUUUUAACCAGUGUAGCCUUGAGAGAGAGAGAGAGGUUAAUAAUUAUAGACAAGAGUGGUGUUUGCUAUGUUUUCCCCUUCCAGCAUGAAAUAAAUCAUUUGAGCUUGUCAAAUGUAUGGAAAGGUUUUUUUAUGCUGUUGCUAGCAAGCACUUCAUGAUGAGGGGAAUUCAAAUGAUGCUUUUUAUAUCAUUGUAACCAAUAAAAAACUUUCUGAAAGCUGUGAAAGGA